This is a messenger RNA of Scutellospora calospora, 388 nucleotides long. The record is from the annotation of a GenBank genome assembly. NCBI's taxonomy places the organism in Eukaryota, Fungi, Glomeromycota, Glomeromycetes, Diversisporales, Gigasporaceae.
AUGUUUUUUAAUGAAAAAGUAUUAGCUAUGUGUCAAAUUCGUGCCUCAAUUAACUUUUCCCAGCGCAAACAACAAGUCCAUACCUAUAAUACUAUGUAUAGCCAAUCCAGCGCACCACCAAUUGGUGAAGCUAUACCAAAUGAGUUUGAAGCAGAUUUGGAUGAAGAACACAAUGAGCUGUAUGAUAUAGAACCAUCAAACCUUGAGAAUUGGGAAAAUCAAUUACGUGAUUGGGAACAAAUGCUAACAGAUGAAGAGACUGCCAGAUUAGAAGAUGAAGAGGAAGAACGUGAUAAUUAUUAUGACAGUAUGGAAAGUGAUUUGUUGAGCGAUUAUACACACUCGGCGGUAGACGACAAAGCAAAAUGGAACUUGGAGAGUUUAUUUA